Molecule: messenger RNA, 2273 nt
Organism: Rana temporaria (common frog)
Lineage: Eukaryota; Metazoa; Chordata; Amphibia; Anura; Ranidae
Gene: SNX30
Product: sorting nexin family member 30
Exons: 9
Coding region: 119-1459 (446 amino acids)
Cellular component (GO): cytoplasm
Molecular function (GO): protein binding; phosphatidylinositol binding
Source: RefSeq, a predicted model, not a curated record
ACAUAGUGUGAUUAGGAGGCGAUCCUCCUCCCUCCCUUCCUUCCUUCCAGUACACAUCAUCUCUAUGACAGCAGCGGCAUCUGGUUGCUAAGCAGACCCCCCCAGCCCCUGCUUGGCCAUGUCAGGUUCCAGCACUCCCAAGUCCUUGCCAUCCUCCGGCCAGAAGGCUCUGCAUGACAUCAAACAUCCACUCAGCUGCUCUCCGGGGGCUGAAGAGGAAUCGGGGAACCUAGGGGUGCUUGUCAAUGACACCCCCAGCCCAGACUUACCCCACACUGAUCCCAGCAGCAUAGCAGAUAAGGACCUCAGUUUACCCAAUGGUACCCCAGCAGAUACUUCAAGUCCAGCAUCAUCAUCCUCACUUCUUAACAGGCUACAGCUAGAUGACGACAUGGAUGGAGAGACAAGGGACCUUUUUGUUACAGUUGAUGACCCAAAGAAGCAUGUGUGCACUAUGGAAACGUAUAUAACCUAUCGUAUUAUGACCAAGACAACACGAGCAGAGUUUGACUUCCCUGAGUAUUCUAUACGUCGGAGGUACCAAGAUUUUGAUUGGUUGAGGAAUAAACUUGAAGAAACCCAGCCCACUCACUUCAUUCCCCCUCUUCCAGAGAAAUUUGUAGUGAAAGGCGUAGUUGACCGUUUUUCUGAAGAAUUUGUAGAGACCAGAAGAAGAGCUUUGGACAAGUUUCUUAAGAGGAUUGCAGACCACCCAGUUCUCUCCUUCAACGAGCAUUUUCAUGUUUUUCUCACAUCUAAGGAUCUGAACAGUCACAAAAAACAGGGGGCCACUCUGCUUUCAAAGAUGGGAGAGUCUGUGCGAUAUGUAACAAGUGGAUACAAGCUCCGAAAUCGCCCUUUGGAAUUUUCAGCCAUAGGAGAGUAUUUGGACACCUUUGCAUUAAAACUUGGAACUAUUGACAGGAUAGCACAACGCAUUAUUAAAGAGGAAGUAGAAUAUCUAGUGGAGCUCCGGGAGUAUGGUCCAGUUUAUUCUACCUGGAGUGCCCUGGAAGGAGAGCUAAGCGAGCCACUAGAGGGAGUGUCUGCUUGUAUUGGGAACUGCAGCACAGCACUAGAAGAGCUGACGGAGGACAUGACCGAAGACUUCCUGCCAGUACUCAGAGAGUAUAUCCUUUACUCUGAAUCUAUGAAGAAUGUACUAAAAAAAAGGGAUCAAGUGCAAGCAGAAUAUGAGGCUAAACAGGACGCUGCAGCCUUGAAAAGAGAAGAAAGAAUUGGGAAAGUGCCAACUGAAGUGGAGAAGUGCCAGGACAAAGUAGAAUGCUUCAAUGCAGACUUGAAAGCGGACAUGGAUAGGUGGCAGAAUAACAAGAGACAAGAUUUUCGCCAGCUGCUCAUGGGAAUGGCUGACAAAAACGUUCAAUAUUAUGAAAAGUGCCUUACUGCAUGGGAGUCCAUUAUACCGCUGUUGCAAGACAAACCGGAGCCUAAAUGAAGACCGUCUGACGUUACAUUUGAACCUGUUGCACAAUUCUUCAUACAGUGUGGCCAACAGCCUGAAGGACCCUUCACUUGUGGUGUUACAAAGCAAAUAUACCAAACUUUAACUUUUCUUGACCCCCCCAUUCCCCUUUUCUAAGUUUUAUUAUGUGUGUUUACUGCUCUUCUAGAAAAUUCCUACAUGAAAAGCUGCUUUCACUGAGCUAAGAGGCCUGGACACAAUAUGAAACUCGCACCAACCACUUCAGUCUGGAGGAGCUUUUCACUUGCGUAACACUAAGCAGAAGAGGCUUUAUCUAUUACAACAGAGCCACUGAAGGCAUUAAAAGUCCCACAGCAAUGCAGCGUCUCAUUUUUUUUUUCGUCACGGAGUGUUUUCAGAAAAAUGUUUCUAUGGUGUUUACCUCUUUUUCUAUAUAUCUUUCAGAGGACCGACAUCAUUGAUAUUAUUAUUAUUAUUAUUUUUUUUUUUUUUUUUACAGUCCCGUUUGUACAGUUCCUUUUUGCCUUUUUACCAGGAGUUCCUGAUGUUCGCAUGAACUGUAUUGGUGGCAUGAAGUUCCCCUUCGACGUGCUUUAUUCUUUUCCCCAAAAUGUAAAGCUGUAAAAACUGCAACAUGUUGAUAUUUCAUCCCAUAGUGCCAGAUUAGAGCGGGAGAGUUCUGUUUACACUGGGGCCUUAUCUGAAACAGAUUAAAGGGAACAACUGGUCCAGAAGUUAUUUUUUUGUUAAUGGUUUUGAUUGUCCAUGCAAAAAAAACUAAAAAUUUAAAGUAAAUAUGUUUAUGACUUUUUUAAAUAAUAAAACA